Capra hircus (goat) is the source of this 2086-nucleotide messenger RNA. It is a transcript of the gene SDCBP, whose product is annotated as syndecan binding protein. Gene Ontology annotation, cellular component: plasma membrane; cytoplasm. NCBI's taxonomy places the organism in Eukaryota, Metazoa, Chordata, Mammalia, Artiodactyla, Bovidae. Gene Ontology annotation, molecular function: syndecan binding. Bases 143 to 1039 code for a protein of 298 amino acids. Gene Ontology annotation, biological process: positive regulation of transforming growth factor beta receptor signaling pathway. The record is from RefSeq and is a predicted model, not a curated record. The transcript is spliced from 9 exons.
GGGCGGAAGGCGGGGGCGGCGCGGUGACGCGCGGCGCGGGCGGUCCUCGGGAGCGCGCCGCCCUCCCUUUGGGUUUCAGAAGUCCGAGCCAGUGACCGGCGGCGGAGAGCGGGUCUCAGCGGUCUCGAAAAAUCCUGCAAAAAUGUCUCUGUACCCAUCUCUUGAAGACCUGAAGGUAGACAAGGUGAUUAAGGCUCAGACUGCCUUUUCUGCAAACCCUGCCAACCCAGCGAUUUUAUCUGAAGCCUCUGCCCCCGUCUCUCAAGAUGGAAAUCUCUAUCCUAAGCUAUAUCCUGAGCUCUCUCAGUACAUGGGCCUGAGUUUAAAUGAAGAAGAAAUACGUGCAAAUAUGGCCUUGGUCCCUGGAGCACCAAGUCAUGGGCAGUUGGUGGCACGGCCUUCCAGCAUGGACCACAUGGUGGCCCCUGUCACUGGUGGCGACACUGGGAUCCGCAGAGCGGAGAUCAAGCAAGGGAUCCGAGAAGUCAUCUUGUGUAAGGAUCAAGACGGGAAGAUCGGGCUCCGGCUGAAAUCCAUAGACAAUGGUAUAUUUGUUCAGCUUGUCCAGGCCAAUUCUCCGUCCUCCCUGGUGGGCCUGCGGUUUGGGGACCAGGUACUGCAGAUAAACGGCGAGAACUGUGCUGGCUGGAGCUCGGACCGGGCGCACAAGGUGCUCAAACAGGCUUUCGGAGAGAAGAUCACCAUGACCAUUCGGGACAGGCCCUUUGAACGGACAAUUACCAUGCAUAAGGACAGUACUGGACACGUUGGCUUUGUUUUUAAAAAUGGAAAAAUCACAUCCAUUGUGAAAGACAGUUCUGCAGCUAGAAACGGUCUUCUCACGGAACAUAACAUCUGUGAGGUCAACGGACAGAAUGUCAUCGGACUGAAGGACUCUCAAAUUGCAGACAUAUUGUCCACAGCUGGAAAUAUAGUGACUAUUACAAUCAUGCCUGCUUUUAUCUUUGAACACAUUAUUAAACGGAUGGCGCCAAGCAUUAUGAAAAGCUUGAUGGAUCACACCAUUCCUGAGGUUUAGAAGUCACGGCACAGUGGAAACUUCCCGGAAGUUCUUCCGUUUACGUCUUGGGCAACUGACCUUUCUAUUAUGCACAUGAAGCUUUCUAGGAGCCAGCGAGCAUAUGCUGCAUGAGGACUUCCUGUCUUACAGUAGGGCUGGGGAUCUUACUGUUCGAUCCAGUGUAUCUUGUUCAGACAUCAAGAUAGUUGUAGCCUUACCCUGGUUUUACAGUUGAAAAGACUUUUACAGACUAGCUUCUUUACUGGAAACCUGAUGCUUUCACAAGCCUUGUGAGUAGGAUGACUGCGACAGGCUCAGCUCUGUUAGAAGCAUCACCUUGAUAGAGAGCAGUGCUUAGUUCUGUGCUGUGUUUGCAUUUUUACUGUGUCACCAUAGUGCAUUUAGAAUUAUUUUCCUUCAGUUCUGUAACACCAGCUAAGUAACGCUGGUUUCAUUCCAUGUAAGCAUUAUUAGACAGUGUGUAGCUGCAAGAGACUUACCGAUUGUCAUUACAUUUUAUCUACCUUCACUUAAUAUGCUUAAACUGUCGCCUUAACUAAGUUAAGCAUCUAGAAUAAAAGCCAAAAUGUAAUGAUUGCUGCCUUCCUAAACCCAGACGCAGUUCUGCACUCACCUGAGAUGUACACUAGCCCUGCGCAGUCUUGACAGUACAUCCCAAGCUAGCACAGCUGCUGACUUGCAUUUGAGAUUUUCUAGUCUUUCCUUGUGUAAUGGGAACUUCUUUCUUCUAAAAGUAACUGAUAUCACUUUUUGAGAAAUGAAGCACUAUAUAUUUAAUGUAAAAAUUCUUGUACUAAAUAGAAUGAACCUUGACUCCUCUUUUCAUGUGUAGAUUGUGGGCUAAGCCCUGAUUGUGGCAUUUACACAGUAUGUAACCUAGCUGCCCCAGGACGGUCUUAGGACACUGUCCUGGUCAUAUGUUCCAUUUCCUGCCUCCUCCCUGCUCACAGAAUGACACAUUAUCCUGAUUUUUUUUCCAUCUCUUUGGCUUAUGCCUAUUCUAUUUUAAUUAAAAAUGUAUAAAUAAAGUUAAGUUCUAGUCUG